Messenger RNA from Leguminivora glycinivorella, 1213 nucleotides. RefSeq names its product coiled-coil-helix-coiled-coil-helix domain-containing protein 7-like. The record is from RefSeq and is a predicted model, not a curated record. Bases 120 to 383 code for a protein of 87 amino acids. The transcript is spliced from 3 exons. NCBI's taxonomy places the organism in Eukaryota, Metazoa, Arthropoda, Insecta, Lepidoptera, Tortricidae.
GACGUUUCGCAUUUAGCUGAAGAGGCUGUGUGAUUGUUUUUCUUUCUGGAACGAAUGAAUAAUUCACGUACUUUUCAGUACAAAUAUAACACAGAAGUCCUUAACUGUUUACCUAAAACAUGACGAAACUCAACAAUCCAAAUGCUGCACGAAUUAAUCCAUGUUUAAAGGAGCAAGAACAGUCUUACGAGUGUCUGAAUAAAAAUGGCUUUGACCACAAAAAGUGCGAAGCGUAUUUUGAUAACUACAAUACUUGUAAAAAGUUCUGGGGAAAAAUAUACAGCGAUAGGAAAGCCAGAGGCAUUUACCCCUACCUUCCUGAUGUGGAGGAGAGAGAGAAAAUUAAGUCGGACUAUAUUAAAAAUGUGAAGGACUCCUUGUGAUUAUUCACCAAACUUUAUAGAAUAAGUUUUUGAUGCCAUGCUUAAAGAUUCACUUUAAUUAAUACAUUUGAAGGCCCAGUAUGAAUAACUUUUAUCCAGUAUAAUGGGCCUAUAAUAAUAAGGGUAUGGCUAUUUUUCAUAAGAAUGUACACAACUAUACAAUUUUGACAAAUAAGAACAGGCUUUAUUGUCACAUCAGUUACAUGAAGGCUAAGCCUAAAUGGAAUUUCAGAAUAUUUUGUAUACUGGCAUUUAUUUUAUCAAUUCUUAACCCAAUGAGUUAUUAUUCUUAUUCCACUGCCAAGGAGUGGAAUUCCUUGCCGGCGGCUAUAUUUCCGAGCUCAUAUAACCCGGCUACCUUCAAAUCAAGAGUGAACAGGCAUCUUCUGGGCGAGCUCACUCCAUCGUAGGCCACGUCUUUGCCUUUGGCUAGUCUGUGGUCAAGAGUAAGCCCAUUUAUAAAAAAAAAAAACUGUUUAAAAAUGUACAGUAAGCAGCAGAGUAGGUACUUAACUCGUACCGUCCCUGCAUAUAAAUUUGUUCAUGGUUCUCCUAUCCUGUGACUUAACCCUUAAAUGCAUGACCUUGACAAAGAUUUAUUCAAAUUUGAAUUUUGACAUGCUGUCAAUAGAGUCAAAAAUGCAUGAUGCAUAUAUACAUCACUAUGCAUUUCAGGGUUAAAUGCAUGACCUCGACAAAGAUUGACGUGCUGUCAUCAGAGUCAAAAAUAGAUGAUGCAUAUACAGCGUGGAAAAAUCGAAUGCCACAUGGAUGACAACUACCUUAAAUAUUGUAAAUAGCACAUUUUGUGUAAGGGUGACUUUCCUUUG